UAAGUGCCAGAGUGACAGUGGCAUCUCAUCCUUGGCUCAGGACUCCAGCUGGUUUCAGGAUAUCUAUACUGCAGUGUUGUCUCUGGACACCCUCACACACCAGAAUGUUUUCCCUCCUGUUCUUUGCUGUGCUCUGCGCCAGCUGCCUGGCUGCUCCCGAUGAGCACUACUCCUUCUCCCCUCCUGUUGGACCUGGGGGUGGCACUUCCUUCUCCACAGCAGGAGACGGAGGGAUCAGGGGGAUUAGGGUCUGGGAGUCUAUCAACGCUUACAUCACAGGUCUCCAGGUGCGCAAUGGCUUCUCCUGGUCCAACGUUAUUGGUCGCACACUUGGAGAUGCACAGGAGCUGGAACUAUGUGAUGAUGAGUACAUUAUUCAGAUCUCUGGCAAAUACAGCACCUCCUAUAUCUAUCAGCUGAUCUUUGUGACCAGUACAGGGAGAUCUCUGAUAGUUGGCCAGCCCACACAUACCUCUUUCAACUUCUGCCCGAUCCACUGUGGUUGCGAGCUAAAAAUGCUGAGUGGUCGCUAUACCACCUCAGGGAUCAAGUCUUUGGGAGCUCACUGGGGAAGUUGGAUGAUAUCAACCAACACUUCAGUCCACGACUACUGAGUACUAACAACAGUCUUAACAGGGAAUAAUCCCCAUGUGGGGAAGUUAUCUACUAAACAUGUACUUUAUAGACAAGACAGUAUUCUUUCAUCAAAUGAAGGGGCUCUGAGUAACAGCAUUUUGCAUUUUGCAUUCUCAUGAAAGACAGAUUGCAAUGAUUUAUUGCACUUUAUCAAUACCUCAUGUAUUUUGAGGAAUGCUAAGGAUAUUAAGAGAUUAUAUAUGUGGUUUUUAUUUCUGCAUAUUUAAAUGGUUGGAGAAAUGUUCAGUCUGACCAAUAUUUAAUUCUGUUGCAUGCAAUAUGCUGUUGUAUUUUAUAAAAGGUAUGAUAUUUUUUUUCCUCUUGUGACUUUGUGGCUGUUAUGCAAAAUUAAUAAAACAACUAAAUCAAA
Epinephelus fuscoguttatus (brown-marbled grouper) is the source of this 1006-nucleotide messenger RNA. Its product is annotated as zymogen granule membrane protein 16-like. The transcript is spliced from 6 exons. The coding region runs from base 105 to 614 and encodes 169 amino acids. Lineage: Eukaryota; Metazoa; Chordata; Actinopteri; Perciformes; Serranidae. The record is from RefSeq and is a predicted model, not a curated record.